Messenger RNA from Drosophila eugracilis, 560 nucleotides. RefSeq lists its product as uncharacterized. The record is from RefSeq and is a predicted model, not a curated record. The coding region runs from base 25 to 525 and encodes 166 amino acids. NCBI's taxonomy places the organism in Eukaryota, Metazoa, Arthropoda, Insecta, Diptera, Drosophilidae. Gene Ontology annotation, molecular function: odorant binding. The transcript has 2 exons.
GCAACGGAUGAGAUCGCCAUCAGAAUGGCACGGAGAUCGCAGAUCUGGUUGCUCAGGAUGUUUCUUCUGGUGCUGUUGGUGACACUGGCGCCACCUGCGAUCCCGGCCAUCCGCUCUUCCCAGUCGCUGGCUCUCCUGCAUGCUCGGGAUCAGUGCGGCAGGGAGCUGACCUCUGCCCAGCGUCUUCAUUUGGACAGAAUGCAGUUCGAAGACGCUCCACACGUGCGUCACUAUCUCCAUUGCUUCUGGUCGCGUUUGCAACUCUGGCAAAAUGCCUCCGGAUUCCAGGCUCAGCGCAUCGUCCAGAGUUUCGGGGGCGAGAGACGCCUCAAUGUAGAGCAGGCGCUGCCCGUCAUAAACGGUUGCAAUGCAAAGACAAAGUCCCGGGGUUCAGGAUCAGGAUUGGGAUUAGGAUCCCAGGCAGCGGUCGACUGGUGUUUCCGGGCUUUUGUCUGUGUACUAAAAACACCAGUGGGCGAGUGGUACAAGCGGCACAUGUCCGACGUCAUUAAUGGAAAUGCUUAGAAAUAGAUCAAUUCAAUAUAUUUAAAAAAAAAUUA